Molecule: messenger RNA, 2731 nt
Organism: Sinocyclocheilus anshuiensis
Lineage: Eukaryota; Metazoa; Chordata; Actinopteri; Cypriniformes; Cyprinidae
Product: paired box protein Pax-6-like
Exons: 10
Coding region: 1-1305 (434 amino acids)
Biological process (GO): regulation of transcription by RNA polymerase II; anatomical structure development
Molecular function (GO): RNA polymerase II cis-regulatory region sequence-specific DNA binding; DNA-binding transcription factor activity, RNA polymerase II-specific
Source: RefSeq, a predicted model, not a curated record
AUGUCUCCAUGUGCCACAGGUCACAGUGGCGUCAACCAGCUCGGCGGGGUGUUUGUGAACGGCAGACCGUUACCGGAGUCCACCAGACAGAAGAUCGUCGAACUCGCUCACAGCGGAGCGCGACCCUGCGACAUCUCCAGGAUUCUGCAGACCCAUGAUGAUGCAAAAGUCCAACUGGACAAUAAGAACGUGUCCAAUGGGUGUGUGAGCAAGAUUUUGGGGAGAUAUUAUGAGACCGGCUCCAUCCGACCACGAGCCAUCGGAGGCAGCAAACCGAGGGUAGCGACGCCUGAAGUGGUCAGCAAAAUAGCACAGUACAAGAGGGAGUGUCCCUCGAUCUUUGCCUGGGAAAUUCGGGACAGGCUGCUGUCUGACGGGGCGUGCACCAACGAUAACAUACCGAGCGUGUCGUCGAUAAAUCGAGUCCUACGCAACCUGGCUAGCGAAAAGCAACAGAUGGGUGCAGAUGGCAUGUACGACAAGCUGAGAAUGCUCAACGGGCAGACCGGCACAUGGGGGACUCGCCCGGGAUGGUACCCUGGUAUGUCCGUGCCAGGACAACCAAAUCAAGAUGGUUGCCAGCAACAGGACAACGGAGGCGAGAACACUAACUCCAUUAGUUCAAACGGUGAGGAUUCAGAUGAGACUCAAAUGCGCCUGCAAUUGAAAAGAAAACUGCAAAGAAACAGAACGUCGUUCACUCAGGAGCAGAUCGAAGCCCUGGAAAAAGAGUUUGAAAGAACCCACUAUCCAGAUGUUUUCGCAAGAGAGCGACUUGCAGCAAAAAUCGACCUUCCAGAAGCUAGAAUACAGGUAUGGUUCUCAAACAGAAGAGCGAAAUGGAGGAGGGAAGAGAAGCUGAGGAACCAGCGACGACAAGCCAGCAACUCCUCCAGUCACAUUCCCAUCAGCAGCAGUUUCAACACAAGCGUCUACCAGGCAAUCCCACAACCCACCACUCCUGUGUCCUUCACAACAGGGUCAAUGCUAGGCCGAUCAGACACGGCUCUGACCAACAUGUACACAGGUUUGCCUCCGAUGCCCAGCUUCACAAUGGCUAACAACCUGUCUAUGCAACCAAGCCAGACAUCUUCCUAUUCCUGCAUGCUGCCCACCAGUCCGUCCAUGAAUGGGCGAAGCUACGACACAUACACACCCCCUCAUAUGCAGGCACACAUGAACAGCCAAACAAUGGCAACUUCUGGUACCACCUCAACAGGACUCAUCUCCCCUGGAGUAUCUGUCCCUGUCCAAGUUCCCGGAACUGAGCCAGACAUGUCUCAGUACUGGUCAAGAUUACAGUAAAGAAAAGAGUUACUUCGCCCUUUGACCUUUCCACACAGAGACUAAGAGAGAACCUGGACCUCUGCAGCAGUAUUUCCACAAACACACAGACACACACAAACAAAUACCAGGACGAGGAAGCGUGUGGACUCUUGUCACGGUCUGGAAACUUUGCGGCACUACCUUUAAGAGGAAAACCAGACGCUAGAGAGACUUUAAAGGAACAAAAACAACAAACCUCCGCUACAUCCACAUUUUCGGUCUCCAUUUUUUGUUGUAUUUGUACAUUGGCAUUAAUAAGAAAAGAUGAAAAGACAAUUCAACAGCCAAAACUAUGUUGGUGUCGCAUCCAUUUGAAAUGGCGGAGCACGAUAUAUUGUGACUGUUUUCUAAUAUCAGGAUUACGGAUCGGACUUCAUACAGGCCCAUAUCAAAGAAGUGAAGCAGAAACACACCAACAGGAAAAUCAACCCACAACGACUUCAAUUAACAACACUAUUUUAUCUACAAAAGGAACAACAGCCAUUAUGUAAAUGACUGAGUACUUUAUAAUUAUAUAUGAGGGUUUGGAGAUGGGUAGACUGAUUCUGAGGCUGUUUGUGCUUGAUCAUUUAUAAUUGUGACGUCAAGAGGAAUGGGAAGUUAUAAUACGGCAGACUUUGCCAUCAAAAUAACAUUCAUCCAUUUUGCUACCGUCCAAUUGUACGUAUUUGAUUCCCCUAGAAAUUUCCUCCUGGAAUUAUGGCGGAACAUACAUUUAUUCUCACAUUUACUGUCCCCGAGAAAAAAAAAUCUAUAAAUGUUUUAUACAGAUUUUCAUGCAUCGUUAAAAAAAGGAAAAAAAAAAUAAUAAUUCUUUAGGUCAGGUACAAGUUGUCUAUUAGGUAUAGCUGUAUUAUAGUGUCCUACGGUCAAAUAAUUUUGUGAGACUAGAAAUAUUUAAUUCCAAUAAUUAUGAUUAAAAAUGCUUGACAGAGUUAAAAAAAAAAAAAAAACGUAAGUGUUUGGCAGUUGUUUACAAGUACAUAUCAGACUUUAACCAUUGUUGAUUGUAAAAACAGACCAAAGCCUUUGUAUUUCAUCUAUUACACAAUCUUAAUCUUCUCUUUUUUUUUUAUCGUUAGUCUUGUGUUGCUAUACAUUUUGUAAAGGAAAACAGUUGUUUUACAUUCUAGUACACUGGCUUCGCGUAGCCUAUAUAUGGCUGCGGCUUAAUCACGCAGUCCUUUAUUUAUGAUCGACAACCAUUUGUAGUUUUAAAAACAUGUUGACAUCUCUUGAACUCUGCGUUUUUGUUGUGUACCUGAGACACGAACACUUGUAAUGGUUUUUGUGUCAGAGCAAUGCUUUGGAAAACGGAAGGUCUACCCUGUCUUGCAGAUAUUUCAAUUUCACUUUAUUUAAAAGCUUUCUAAAUGUAUUUUGUGAAAACUAUUAAAAACAUUUU